AACAUAAGUGCGAUAAAAUUGAGUGACGAGAAAACGAACCAAUUCUAAAUAUUUUCUCUCUCACACCAAACACUUCCUUUUCUGACACACCCUCUCUACUCUACCCAUCUGCACAAACUUCCCUUGUCUUUCUCUUACACUUUUGUCCCUUUUCCCUCAAAACUUUCCUUCAAACCUUUCGAUUCUCUCCAUUUUCUCUCUCUCGCUUUUCACCGAUCAUGCUUCAAAGCUUAAUCCCUCGUUCCCCUCUCAAUUCUUCCAAACCAACCACCAUGAAAACCAAGCGCGAUGACGGCGGCGGCGGAAGCGAUUCCGCCGUCGACGAACACUCCUUCAAGCGGAGAAACUUCUCCGGCGAGAAAGCGAUAGAAGAAGGCGAGGCGGCGCAUGAGGAGGACCAGGUUCUGCAACCGGCGUCCUCCUCCGGUGAAGACGAAUCCACCGGGCUUAAACUCCUAGGACUUCUACUCCAAUGCGCAGAGUGCGUCGCCAUGGACAAUCUCGACUUCGCGAACGACCUUCUCCCGGAGAUUGCAGAGCUUUCUUCACCGUUCGGAACUUCGCCGGAGCGCGUCGGCGCGUACUUCGCGCAGGCUCUACAAUCUCGCGUGGUGAGUUCCUGCCUCGGCACCUACUCGCCGCUGAUGGCGAAAUCGGUAACCCUAACUCAGUCGCAGAGAAUCUUCAACGCGUUUCAAUCCUACAACUCGGUGUCGCCGCUGGUGAAAUUUUCGCACUUCACCGCCAAUCAAGCGAUCUUCCAGGCGCUAGACGGCGAGGAUCGCGUCCACAUCAUCGACCUCGACAUCAUGCAGGGGCUUCAAUGGCCGGGACUGUUCCACAUCCUCGCCUCGCGAGCGAGGAAGAUCCGUUCGUUGAGGAUCACCGGGUUCGGAUCCUCAUCGGAGCUGUUAGAAUCCACCGGGAGAAGACUCGCCGAUUUCGCGAGCUCGCUUGGGCUUCCGUUUGAGUUUCAUCCGGUGGAGGGGAAAAUCGGGAGCGUGACGGAGCUGAGUCAACUCGGCGUUAGGCCGGGUGAAGCCACGGUGGUGCACUGGAUGCACCACUGCUUGUACGACAUAACCGGAAGCGAUUUAGGGACGUUGAGAUUGCUGAGUCAGCUCCGGCCGAAGCUGAUCACGACGGUGGAGCAGGACCUCAGCCACGCCGGAAGCUUCCUGGCGAGGUUUGUGGAGGCGCUGCAUUACUACAGCGCGUUGUUCGACGCGCUCGGGGAUGGAUUGGGUGCGGACAGUUUGGAGCGGCACACGGUGGAGCAGCAGCUGCUCGGCUGCGAGAUCAGGAAUAUCGUGGCGGUUGGUGGGCCCAAGAGGACUGGUGAAGUUAAGGUGGAGAGGUGGGGAGAUGAGCUGAAACGGGUCGGGUUUCGACCCGUUUCGUUGCGGGGUAACCCGGCUGCUCAGGCGAGUUUGUUGCUGGGAAUGUUUCCAUGGAGAGGGUACACGCUAGUGGAGGAGAAUGGUUCUCUUAAGAUUGGUUGGAAGGAUCUGUCUUUGUUGAUUGCCUCUGCUUGGCAACCGUCCGAUUUGAUUACUUAUCAUGAUUGAAAAGUUGAAUAUUGAAAUUGAAAAUUGAAACCAAUAUCAAAUUCAGCUUCAUGAAUGAUGAUGAACAACAACUCUUGUGUUGUGUUGUGUUGUGUUGAGACUCCAAGAUAGGACAUGGUUGGUUGGAACUUGGAAGACAAAAAGAAGAGAAUCUUUUACUUGAAUGAAUAGUGAGAAAUCAAUCAUUCAUUCAAAUUUUCAACAAACUAUGAUCAACUACUGUGGUUGGUUUCUUGUGA
Messenger RNA from Lotus japonicus, 1807 nucleotides. Its product is annotated as scarecrow-like protein 23. Gene Ontology annotation, molecular function: sequence-specific DNA binding; DNA-binding transcription factor activity. Gene Ontology annotation, cellular component: nucleus. NCBI's taxonomy places the organism in Eukaryota, Viridiplantae, Streptophyta, Magnoliopsida, Fabales, Fabaceae. Gene Ontology annotation, biological process: bundle sheath cell fate specification; regulation of DNA-templated transcription; leaf development. The transcript has a single exon. Bases 219 to 1568 code for a protein of 449 amino acids. The record is from RefSeq and is a predicted model, not a curated record.